GUACCUGUACCAACCAGAAAUUUGAUGAUGCUAUCAAGAGGAAUGGUGAAGUUAUCGAGUCCUUCAAAGAGAUGGCAUUAGAUUGGAAAGUCCCAGAUCCUACCAACAGAUACUGUAAUCCAGGUGUCUCAGAACCAGUUGAGAUUGAAGAUCAUCAGCACUGUGAGCCUUCCAAUCUGUGUAAAAUCAUCUGGAACUUGACCGAGUGCCACAGCGUGGUCCACCCACAGCCCUACUACGAGGCGUGUGUGGCCAGUGGGUGCUCAGAACGGCACCCCAGCUCUGAGUGCCAGAGUGUGCAGACAUAUGCAGCGUUGUGUGGGCUCCACGGGGUCUGCGUGGACUGGAGGAGGCAGGCGAAUGGGCAGUGCGAGGCCAGCUGUUUUCAGGAUCAGGUAUACAAGCCAUGCGGGGAAGCAAAAAGAGACACUUGCUUCAGCAGAGGAGUCAUUACAGAAACCCUUCCAUCCCAAAAUAACACACCAGUGUUUGUUGAGGGAUGCUACUGUCCUGAUGGAAAAAUUCUGCUGAAUGAUCAUGAUGGCAUUUGUAUUUCCGUUUGUGGUUGCACUGCACAAGAUGGGUCAGUGAAACAGCCUAGAGAGGCUUGGGAGCAUGACUGUCAAUACUGUACUUGCGAUGAAGAGACCUUGAAUAUCUCUUGCUUCCCCCACCCUUGUGCAAAAUCUCCACCUAUCAACUGCACUAAAGAGGGCUUUGUACACAAAAUUAAAACACGUCUGGAUGACCCAUGCUGCACAGAGACAGUCUGUGAAUGUGAUAUAAAAGCCUGCAUUAUCAACAAAACAGGAUGUGACUUAGGCUUCCAACCAGUGGUUGCUAUAUCUGAGGAUGGUUGCUGUCCUGUUUUCUCCUGUAUACCAAAAGGUGUAUGUGUUUCUGAAGGAGUUGAAUAUAAGCCUGGGGCAAUGGUGUCUAAAAGCUCUUGUGAGGACUGUGUGUGCACAGAUGAACAGGAUGUUGUGACACAGACCAACCAUAUCCAGUGUGUUCCAGUGAAAUGCCAAACCACCUGCCAGCAGGGUUUCCGCUAUGUGGAAGAGGAGGGUCAGUGCUGCAGCCAGUGCCAGCAAGUGGCAUGUGUGGCAAAUUUCCCAUUUGGCAAUGUGACCAUUGAGGUUGGAAAGAGUUAUAAAGCUCCAUAUGAUAACUGUACUCAGUACACGUGCACUGAAUCAGCGGGCCAGUUUUCCUUGACUAGCACAGUAAAGGUCUGCCUACCAUUUGAAGAAUCAAACUGUGUCCCAGGGACAGUUGAUGUGACUUCAGAUGGCUGUUGUAAGACAUGUAUCGAUCUGCCGCAUAAAUGCAAACGCAAUGUGAAAGAGCAGUAUAUCGUCCACAACAACUGUAAAUCAGCUGCUCCAGUCCCAGUGCCCUUUUGCGAAGGGACGUGCAGUACCUAUUCUGUGUAUUCCUUUGAGGCCAAUGAAAUGGAACACAAAUGCAUUUGCUGCCAUGAAAAAAGGAGUCAUGAAGUGAAGGUGGAACUGGUUUGCUCUGAGCAUAAGACAGUCCAAUUCACAUAUAUUCAUGUAGAUGACUGCGGAUGUGUGGAAACAAAAUGCCCAAAGAGGAGAACAUGAGCAUAAACUAAAAGAAACAUUUCAGAUCCCAUUUAAUGCUUCCCUAGCAAAUGCUUCCCCUAUAAAACAACUGUGAGUAACCUUCAAAUGAUCAUACUUCACUCUUGUUCUUUUUCCUUUUAGUAUUAUAUGCAGUUAUGGAAAUUAGCUGAAGAUUUUGCUCUAAAUGCUUGUAGAAUAAAUUGCAU
Messenger RNA from Nestor notabilis (Kea), 1795 nucleotides. RefSeq names its product mucin-5B-like. Gene Ontology annotation, cellular component: extracellular matrix. NCBI's taxonomy places the organism in Eukaryota, Metazoa, Chordata, Aves, Psittaciformes, Psittacidae. The annotation marks the transcript as partial. The transcript is spliced from 14 exons. Gene Ontology annotation, molecular function: protein binding. The record is from RefSeq and is a predicted model, not a curated record.